Caenorhabditis angaria is the source of this 1665-nucleotide messenger RNA. Lineage: Eukaryota; Metazoa; Nematoda; Chromadorea; Rhabditida; Rhabditidae. The record is from the annotation of a GenBank genome assembly.
AUGCCGCAAAAAAUCAGAGGAAUCAUCUCGAUGAAUUUUGUUUAUCCAUACAAAUCCAAAAAUGUUUCGGAAACCAAAAUGAUUGGAAAUUUACCAUGGUAAGUUAAAUAUUUUUUUUUUUUGAAACCCAGAUCUUUGCAGGUAUAUUUCCCAUAACUUCCAAACCAUAUCUGGCCAAGAUUAUUUGUCAAUUUAUCUAUCUUGCAAGAAUUCAAGUCACCUUUGGUCCUGCAAUGCUCAAGUUGAGAUUCGCCUUCUUCCACGCGAGCAAAAACCGGGUUUGGUCAAAACAUUCGAACACGUUUACAAUGCGAAAUUGAAGGGCUACGGUUUUCGGCAGUUUGUGGCGAAAAGCGAGUUGCAGCCAAUGGUGGUGUCGUCUGGAACUUAUGAAACGCAUACGAUUGAGGUCUCGAUUGUUCUGAGUAAUGUUCGAGGAGUUUUGAAUGUUCAGUCGAUUGAUUUUUCGGAAGAUCAGGGGGAGCAUGUGGGUUUGGGGAGGGGGGGGGGGGGGCACGACCAUACAAGGCGCCCGUUGAGUCAGACGCGAGACGACGAGAGUAUUUUGCAAAACUAUCCCUAAAAUUAAUUUCGCUUCGAGAUAUUAACAAUAAAACAUGUGUUCCUUGAAACAAAAUACGGUAUUUUUUCAAAGGGACACAUAUUUUCUCAAAAAUAUCUCGAAGCGAUGUCUUUCUCUGUCUUAGAUGACGUCAGCAGACACGAUUCCGUUGUGAAAAAUUUUUAAAAAUCAGUUUCUAACAUGACGUGGCAAAUUAGAAACUUUUCCACGUCAUAACUCAUGUGGAGCUGUGUGGACAUCACUGCAAAAAUUUGAAAUCUAUUUUUGCAGAACUACUUUUCCGAUGAUCAUCUGAGCAAUAUAACAUUCAUCUUCAAAGAAAACGAAGUCACUCAAAAACUCUACGCCAACAAAACCUACCUUGCCCUCCAUUCUCCAGUCUUCCGCGCAAUGUUCUCCUCCAAUUUCACCGAACAAAAUGCCGAGCAAAUUGUGCUCGCCGACAAUUUCGACGAAUUCCACGAAUUGCUCCACGUCAUCUAUCCCACACGAAAAUCGAUAACCGAAGAGAAUGUGGAGAGUUUGAUACGAUUGGCCGAUAAAUAUCGCAUUGCUCAGGUUAUGUUGGAGUGUGAGAGGUUUUUGAUUGAGUCGCAAAAGGUGGGGGUUGUUCGCAAAUUGAUUAUCUCGGAUGAUUUGGGUUUGGCUAAACUGCAGGUGAGAAAAACGCCACGUCAUAACUCGGAUUAUUUUUUUUUUUUUGCAGGACUAUGUUUUGCAAAAUCUCGUGCAAAUUGAGCAACUCACGGCACUUCGUGAAACUGAAGACUACGAAAAAUUGAGCGAAGCUGUCAAAUUGGAAUUGCUUGAUAAAAUGUUUGAAAUUUUGAAAAAAAAAUAAAUUUUUGAUUUUUUUAAAUUCCACGUGACCUAACCUAAUUUUUUUUUCUCAAAAAAAAAAAAAAAAAAAAACAAGGCCAUCCAAAAAUCCCCCAGACAUUCCCGACUCCAAAUUCGACUGGAAAAUGGGAUCUCCUCUAUUUCUCCUACUGUAUUCUAGUUAGUUGGCGCCAAUUAGUGAGAUUUCUCAAGAUUUUUUGACAGUAUUAUUUUUGAGAUUUUUUCAGAUUGAAUGCUUGUGA